AUGAUCCAACAGCGGACAGAGCCACCCGAGGAGGGUCAACGCUCUCACUGUCCUGCUCAAAAUGUCGGCCCCGGUGAACCGACUGAUCGGCGAAGACGAGUUGCGGACGACGACUCGACCCUGGAGACACUUUCACAGAGGAGUCGCCUCGAAGCUCCGAAUUCGACCCAAGGCGGAUCAUUAGCCGUGGUCGACGAAAAAGACGAACGGGGAGACAAAAGGAAGUCAACAUGGGCUGGACUUUCAGACUGGUUUGUAUGGGAAAUUCUAGCCGCUAUUCUAUCUGCUGCGACGCUCAUUACCUUGGUCGUCGUCUUGGCCAAGUUUGAUGGAAAGCCACAACCAGCAUGGGAGCACAUCUCGCUAAACUCGGUCAUUCCCUGGCUAAGCACCAUCUCUAAGGCUUGCAUUAUCUUCGCUGUCAGCGAGGCUCUCGGACAGCUAAAGUGGGUGUGGUUCGCGCAAAAGACACAGCCCAUGUUGAACUUGAGGACGUUUGAUUCCGCCAGCCGGGGAUUCUACGGGAGUGCAGAACUGAUUUGGACGCUGAGGUGCAGGCAUUUUGCCAUCUGGGGCGGUCUUGCAGUGAUACUGGCUCUGGGCUUUGACCCCUUCACACAGAAUCUCAUCCACUAUUAUCCCAAUAUGGUGGAGGAUGCGUCCCAACAAGCACUCCUGGCCAACGCCUCGUCGUACGAUACAGUUGGGCCACCGACGGCUCAUGCCGCUUUGGUUUGGGUCGACCCGGUGCUCAAGGCAAAUGUGUACAAUUCUCUCCUUAAUAACGACCAGUCCAGGCCGUGGUCCAUACCGCAGUACGCAUGCAGCUCCAGCAACUGCACCUGGGAUCCCAUUGCCGCGUUGGAAGCGCGCGCGGUCUGCUCGAGUGUGACGGGCUAUUUGGCUAUGUCCUGUGACUCCAAGGUUCCGGAGAAUCUUACUUAUGCUGGACAGCCUAACUGCACUAUUAUGCUCCCGUCUAAUACAACCGCCUGGUUCAUACCAUAUCAGUAUGAAUAUGCAUCCAUCUCCAUUGCCGCCGUGCUCCCAGAUCAAGCGCUGGUGUAUAAGAAUGCUACGCUCCCCCCAAUCCAGAUGAUCGCGCCAUACGAUUUUGAUCCCUCGGUUGAAUCCCCGGGUGAGGGUAAAUGGCAGGCGAUGGAGUGUUCUAUCGAGUCUAUUGUGCGCAGCUUCCAGGCAACUGUCCGAGACAAUGUCUAUCGCGAAGAGACACUGGGGGUCUGGACCGAGGGUUUCUUUCCAUGGGAAAAGAACUGGACCAACGUUCCGACGGGACUCUACCUCGAACCGCCAUGGGGGUCUGAUUUCGGAAUUUCGCCACGCAGUCGGUUUACGCUGGGUAGCUCAGCUAUCAUGGGAAUCACCGACUUCUUCAACAGUCGGUUCUUCGGGCAGUUCUUCCUGCAGACCUUGAACAGCGUAGUCUUCAAGACCCGGGAGCCUGCCAUCUACGCUCCGAGCGAUUUCAUUCAAGCCAUGUCGCUCGGGAACAUUACAGGAUGCGAUGUCCGAUCCGUCGAGAAACUGGAGUGCGCCAUGAAAAACGUGGCACAGGCUAUGUCCAAGACCUUCCGGGACUCGGCCUAUGUAGGAGCCAAUUCGGAUUUGAGUCGCGCCAACAUGACGGUUGGACGGGCAAUGACGAGUGUUUCCUAUGUUCAAGUGCGUUGGGCGUGGAUUGUCUUACCCGCCCUGGUUUGGGUUCUGGGGGCAGGAACGUUGGCUGGAACGAUAUGGAAAACUCGACGAGCACAAGUUCCCAAAUGGAAGAAUGACCCGAUCCCUUUGUUGUUUCUGUAUCAGGAUGGAGUUGACAAGCGCGGUGUGAGCCUGACCAAGGCAUAUGGAACGGACGACGUGGGAAUGCGGUUAUACGAAGAUGACAAGAACAUGGUAUUGGCCAGUACAUAG
Aspergillus viridinutans is the source of this 1932-nucleotide messenger RNA. Its product is annotated as DUF3176 domain-containing protein. Lineage: Eukaryota; Fungi; Ascomycota; Eurotiomycetes; Eurotiales; Aspergillaceae. The coding region runs from base 1 to 1932 and encodes 643 amino acids. The record is from RefSeq and is a predicted model, not a curated record. The transcript has a single exon.